AUGAAUAUUAUCAUAGAUCAUAUCAAUGAAAGAUUGCGGGAUAAUGCCAAAGUCGCGUUAAGAACCGAAUUGGAAAAAGAUGUAUCGGAAUUAGUAAUUUGUUUAAAAUUGGACAUGCAAAAAAUGGAAAUAAAAGGAUUGAGCAAUGGAAGACUCGACGCAAUUAGUUGCAAGUUGCAUGUUCGAGAAUUUGAUCAUUGGAGUACUCAUGACAAACAAGAUUCUUGUAGUACAGCUUCUUCAUUUGAUUCUGUUUCUGAUAAUUUAGAUCCACAACCACAAUGGUCAAAUAAUCGACAAAAUCUGCAAGGUCCAAAUACUAGAGACAGGUGGGUUCCUCCUACACAUGUCACAAGAACCAUACCCAAAGUUAUUGAAGAUCAAAUGUCAAUUGAUGUGGUUCAACAUAAAGUGACAGCAUUAUUAAAUAAGUUGACAUUGGAGAAAUUUGAUGUUAUUUCAGAUCAAAUAAUUGAAUAUGCUAACAAAUCAAAAUUUGAAAAAGAUUGUUGCAUUCUCAAGGAAGUUCUUCGGCUGAUUCAACUGACAUUUGAAAAAUUAUGUCAUGAAUGUGACAAAAUCAAUUUUGGUCAAAUGCAUGCCCAACUUUGCAAAAGAAUGAUGGAGAUGAUUGAUCCAGAGGUUACUGAUGAAAAUGUCAAAAACAAUGAUGGAGAGUUGGUUAGUGGUGGAACUUUAUUUAGAAAGUUUCUGUUGAAACAUUGUCAAGAAGAUUUUGAAAAAGUUUCAAAAGUCAAUAUUCCAAUUCCAUCAAAUGAAAAAGGAGAAUUAGAUCUUUUAUCAGAUGAAUAUUAUUAUUCAACAAAAGCAAAAAGAUCUAGACUUGGUUUGAUGUGUUUUCUUGGUGAACUGUUUAAGUUGGGUAUGUUUACUGAACGUGCUAUGCAUGAAUGUAUAUUGUCACAAAUCCAAAAUGCCAACGAAGUUCCAGGAGAAGAAGCAAUAGAGAAUUUAUGUAAAUUAUUAACAACUGUUGGUAAACAAUUGGAUCAUGGUCAUGAUAAGGCAAAAAAUCCUAUGGAUGUGUACUUUAAUCGUAUGGAUGAAAUGUCUAAAAACAAAGCCUUCAGUAGUCGUAUAAGAUUUAUGCUUCAGGAUGUUAUUGAUUUGAGAAAUUACAAAUGGAUACCUAGACAUGAUAAUAAUGCACCAAAAACUAUUUCUGAAGUUCAUGAAGAUGCUGCAAAACAAAAAAGCUCUGGUGGCCGAGGUAUGCUUAAAAUGACAGAACGAAUAUCACAUGGUGGUUUUCCACACCAUAAUUUUAUACAACCACUUGAACAAACUAAAGACAGGUGGGUUCCUCCUACACAUGUCACAAGAACCAUACCCAAAGUCAUUAAAGGUCAAGUGUCAAUUGAUGUGGUCCAACGUAAAGUGACAGCAUUAUUAAAUAAGUUGACAUUGGAGAAAUUUGAUGUUAUUUCAGACCAAAUAAUUGAAUAUGCUAACAAAUCAAAAUUUGAAAAAGAUUGUUGCAUUUUCAAGGAAGUUCUUCGACUGAUUCAACUGACAUUUGAAAAAUUAUGUCAUGAAUGUGACAAAAUCAACUUUGGUCAAAUGCAUGCCCAACUUUGCAGAAAAAUGAUGGAGAUGAUUGAUCCAGAGGUUACUGAUGAAAAUGUCAAAAACAAUGAUGGAGAGUUGGUUAGUGGUGGAACUUUAUUUAGAAAGUUUCUGUUGAAACAUUGUCAAGAAGAUUUUGAAAAAGUUUUAAAAGUCAAUAUUCCAGUUCCAUCAAAUGAAAAAGGAGAAUUAGAUCUUUUAUCAGAUGAAUAUUAUCAUUCAACAAAAGCAAAAAGAUCUAGACUUGGUUUGAUGUGUUUUAUUGGUGAACUGUUUAAAUUGAACAUGCUUACUGAACGUAUUAUUAUUUCUGAUUGUAUACGAAGGUUGUUACAAGUCCAAAGUGCCAACGAAGUUCCAGGAGAAGAAGCAAUAGAGAAUUUAUGUAAAUUAUUAACAACUGUUGGUAAACAAUUGGAUCAUGGUCAUGAUAGGACGAAAAAUCUUGAUGUUAUUGAUUUGAGAAAUAAUGAAUGGAUACCUAGACAUGAUAAUAAUGUACCAAAAACUAUUUCUGAAAUUCAUAAGGAUGCUGCAAAUCAAAAAGAGGAAUCUGCAAAAAUAUUAAGACAAACUGCAAGCUCUGGUGGCCGAGGUUUGCCGGAAAAACUAUCACAUAGUGGUUCUGGGCGCCAUUAUCUUAAAGACUCCCAGACCCAUGGUCCUAACAAUUUACGAUCUAAUAAUGAAGGUUGGAGCACACUUAGGGCACCAUCUUCAUGUAAACCAAUUAAUUUAUCAAAAUUUGGUUCUGUUUCUCGUGACAAAGUUUCUAGAUUAGUUAGCUUGAAUCCCACUGGUCUCAUACCUUCUGGAAAAGGAUGGAAAGUUGAAAGUAGAGAACAAGAAGAAAAAUCUACAAACACAUCCCGUAUUAAUUCAAUAACAGACAUUUAUAGUAUUUUGGAUGAUUUAGAGAUUGAAAAUCCGGUUGAAACAUUAAAACUAUCACAGACUACAGAACGAAGAAGAAUAAUGUUGACUCCUAGAACAUCAUCACCCAAAGAUGUAGUUAGUAAUCUUCCGCCUAAAACAACAAAUAUCACAAACUCUGUACCACUAGUAGUAGAGAUAAAUGCAGUAGCUAAAACAUCAGUGUCAUCAAUGUCUAUUGAAAUUGCUCAAAGAAAAAUUCGAAAUAUGGUUGAAGAGUAUUUUUCAGUCUUGGAUAUUAGUGAGGUACUAAUGUGUAUAAAGGAAUUACCUAUAGAGUAUCAUUCAAGAAUAAUUAAAGAAUUUGCAAACAUGGUACUUGAGAAAAAACAGGAGGAUGUUCAUAAUGUUGCUAAACUAUUUAAAAAAUUAGUGUCUGAUCAUAUUGUUAAGAAAUCAGAUUUUAAGGAGGGCCUGAUAGAAACAGUAAACUUUUUAGUAGAUAUUGGAGUAGAUGCACCAUUAGCAUAUGAAUAUACAGGUCAAUUGCUAUGUGGGGCAAAAAUGGACUUUAAAGAUAUUCAAGAUUUAUUUAAACCUUUAAUAGAGUUAAAUGAUUUUAAAGGAACAGAAAAAGUAAUGAAAGGGUAUUUAACUACAUUAAAAGAAGAGAUGUGGAAUAAUCUGACUGAGGAAGAAGACAAUAACAAUAAUAACAAAAGUAGUGAUGAAGAACUUGAGGCAAUAAACUUUGAUAAUAAAAAUCAAAAGGAAAAAGGAAAAAAAAACCUUCCAUCUUCAUCAAAUUCUGAUGUAGCUCCUGCUAUCAUUAUUAAUUCUGUUCACUCUACAAUUGGAGAAGAACUAUGA
Entrophospora sp. SA101 is the source of this 3330-nucleotide messenger RNA. NCBI's taxonomy places the organism in Eukaryota, Fungi, Glomeromycota, Glomeromycetes, Entrophosporales, Entrophosporaceae. The record is from the annotation of a GenBank genome assembly.